CGAAGAAGAAAAGAGGCGGGCUGUGACGUCAGUUUUGAAACGGAACAGUUCUGAGGUUUAACACUUCUUCGGCUAUUGGUGUUACCACAAUGGCACAAGGUCAUAAAUUUCAAGACUUGGAGGAGUCAGGCGAGUCACUGGUGGGCUUUAUCAACAGCAGCCAACCUGAGAAACUAAGACAAGUCAAAGUUGAACAUCAGACCCUUUAUGAUAAACACUCUGAAACAAAAGCGGUUGUGACACAGAUUUUAAAAGACAUUGCUCAAAUUGAGGCGUGUGCGGGACAGAAGCUCCUCAACCUGGAGGAGGAGAAGCAGCACAAGGAUGAGGAGCUAAACAGUCUGGAGGAGCAGCUGAGGCAGUGCAACGCCAAGACUCAGAUUACAGACUCAGAAUUACAGUUCCUGCAGAGAGAACUGGAGAGCCUGAGAAACACUGAAAAAGAACUUGAUACACUACAGAACGAGGUAGACGAAGACACCACCGAGGUCAUCCCUUCAGCUGUAUAUGUUGCUCAGCUGUACCAUGUGAUAACCAAGAUUAAGUGGGAGUAUGGCACAGAGCCUCAUGUUUUGAAAGGAGUGCAUUAUGGUGCAGAACUUGCCACUCCCAUCAACAUUGACACAUCUCAGCGAUCUCGCAGCGAUGUAAGCGACCAACUGUGGGCUUUUGUCAACUCUGAAUGGUAGACAAAAGCUGGUGGGUUUGGAAAUCUUUGUCAAAAAUGUGUAUUUGUUUUUCUUGCUUAUAUUUCUUCUUCUUUUACGUGUAUACAAUGUGUAGAUUUACGGAAUUAAAGUUGUCAUCUUUGUUUUAGUGGCUGUUUUUCUUGUGUAGUGAGAAAUGUUUGUAGCGUGAUGCAGUGUGAAAGGUCUGGCACUAGAUGUCGCUGUAGAGCCAUAUAUACUAUACACAACUUGGCACGUACAAUACCAGAUGUCAGAUGUUUAAACAGUGCAUCGCAUCUCCAUGAUUGCAUUACGUCUGAGGUGACAGAGUGUUUACUCAAUUCAGUUCAGUUUAUUUAAUUUAUAUAGCGCCAAAUCACAACAAAGUUGUCUCAAGACGCUUCACAUAAGUAAGGUCUAACCCCACUUACGAAUAUCAUUGCUCAUGUGAACAAUCAAAAACAAAUACAUUAGGAAGACUGCAUUGAAAAUAUAGGCCACAAACAGUACAACAAAAAUGUGUGCAAGUAUGCAUAUUUACUUAUUUUUAGAUAAAUGGGGCAGAUACAAGAACACUUUCAAGUAACUGACUUGCUUAAAUCGGUUGGUAAUAACUAGAAACUUAUGGUCAUUUUUGUUUAGGGGAGGCCUGAUGAGGGAAACUUCCAAGAGUCCAGUAACAUCUGUGAAGGAGUUAACAAGCUUCUGCGGAUGAAUUUGCAGAAAUUUGACAUUCAUGCCACUUGCUUCACCAGUUACAGCUCCAUGUUUAUGAAAAAAGAAGGGCCUCGUAAAACAGGUGUGAAAUUUCAUUGCAAGUUUGCCAAAAGGCCUGGGAAGACUCGAGCCUAGAUUUCAGUUCUUUCAAAAAGGCCUUUUUUGAAUGCUACUCUGUCAUGAAGCUGUAACUGGUAAAGUGGACUAAAAGUUAUAUAAUCAUAUCCACAGUUACCUGUAACUCCUUUAAAGUUGUUAUGGGGCUCUUGGAAGCUUCCCUCACUCUGCUGCUGUGUUUACUCUUCAUGUUUUUGAGUUGACCCUGCUCCAAACAAAAUGAUCAUACACUGCUUACUGUUUCUGUUUAUGACAGAUUAAAAUGAA
Thalassophryne amazonica is the source of this 1769-nucleotide messenger RNA. It is a transcript of the gene spc24, whose product is annotated as SPC24 component of NDC80 kinetochore complex. The transcript is spliced from 6 exons. The coding region runs from base 90 to 689 and encodes 199 amino acids. NCBI's taxonomy places the organism in Eukaryota, Metazoa, Chordata, Actinopteri, Batrachoidiformes, Batrachoididae. The record is from RefSeq and is a predicted model, not a curated record.